AUGGUCUAUGACCUAGCUCUCGCACGGAGCCAGAUUACUAUCUAUUGGGAUCGCUCCGACAAGCGCCUUCGACAAAAUCCAGAUUGUCGUGUCUAUGGCUCUCUACUGCGGACCUGCAAGACGGUCCACGCCGAUGCCAGAGCUAUGCUUUACUCAACCACGUUCGAAAUCGAGGACAUGGAGUACCUUGACAUCUGGCUGCAACGAAUCGGACCGAGAGCCGCCAACAUACGCGCAAUCAAGCUGUCGCGGUCUUUCCAAGCAUCUGGUGCUCGCCAACAUCACCAACUUGGAACCUUCCCGCGGUGGAACCAGAAUGACUACAGGGCAACUUCGCGACGAGUUGCUAGACUUCUUCGCGACUGCGAAAAUCUUGAAAGUUUGGAUUUGGGCUUCCGAUAUACCACGAAGCACCGCAACACAGCCUUGAUCAAGACCACAGGCAACCCCACACGCUGGGAAGUGGAGUCACGUCUUCUUGCUGAGAUGGUGUUCAGCGAUUUCUUGCCCCUCUUGGAGAAGACCAAGUCUCUUGGCAAGACCUCAGUUCAAGUGGCGAACUUGCCCAAGAUUCAUCCAAAGAAUUUCGAAUACAUUGCCCUCUAUCAUUAUGUCAUAAACGGGGAGCCGGAGCAAGAGGUCGCUCGUCAUAUGAAGUUGUUGGUUGAGCGGUACAUUUCAGGUUGA
This is a messenger RNA of Colletotrichum gloeosporioides, 687 nucleotides long. RefSeq lists its product as uncharacterized. Bases 1 to 687 code for a protein of 228 amino acids. The transcript has a single exon. Lineage: Eukaryota; Fungi; Ascomycota; Sordariomycetes; Glomerellales; Glomerellaceae. The record is from RefSeq and is a predicted model, not a curated record.